Xiphophorus couchianus (Monterrey platyfish) is the source of this 2420-nucleotide messenger RNA. Its product is annotated as 5-hydroxytryptamine receptor 3A-like. Lineage: Eukaryota; Metazoa; Chordata; Actinopteri; Cyprinodontiformes; Poeciliidae. Bases 681 to 1979 code for a protein of 432 amino acids. Gene Ontology annotation, molecular function: transmembrane signaling receptor activity; extracellular ligand-gated monoatomic ion channel activity. Gene Ontology annotation, biological process: monoatomic ion transmembrane transport. Gene Ontology annotation, cellular component: membrane. The transcript has 9 exons. The record is from RefSeq and is a predicted model, not a curated record.
UGGCUUGCAGCAGGGCUCUGAGCUGAAAUGAUGCAUUUAGUUUUCUGCAAAUGUUGAGGUUUAUUGAUAUGCAACUCUGCAUAGUAAAGUUCAGCUUCUAUUUUCAGAGAAAGGAAGCCAUCGCCAUCCUUCUUCAGUCUUCAUCUGAUAGUUGUGUCCUAAACUUCAACAUGCUACAUGGUAGCUGCAUUUUUUGUCAUUUCUUCUUCUAGCAACGCAUGGUCUUUUUUUGGAGGGAAUUGCUGCUGGGAAGAUUGACAGCUGUCCUAAUAUUUUUUAUUUGUAAAUAAUCUUUCUUUCUAAUUUGAUUAGCAGCACCUGAUUUUUAAAGCUUGAACUAUCAAUACAGUCUUGAAAGGUUUUGUCCUGGGCCUUUAUACGUUAUUGGAGUGUAAUGUUUUCAGUGAAAACUGCACAUAUUAGUUUUCAGUCAGAACUCUAUAUAAACUAAAUGUAAGGAUUGUUAAAAUUAAAAAGCCGCAGGUGUUUUGUUCCUGCUGACCAGCUGCAGCUGAACAAACAUUUGGCUGAUCAAACAUCCAGAACACAACCAAAAGAGAUUAUGCUCCACCAUUAAAUCCAUGCAUUCAUUUUAUAUUUGCACUUUUUAUUGAGGUGUGUUCAUAAAUAGCUGGACAGUUUGUAAAGAAUCUCUCAGACUGAGGCGAAAGCGAACAGUCAUGGCAGCUCUGACUCUGACUCUUCUUGCUUUAGUCGGUGUUUCCUGCAGCCAGGCUUCGGAUUGCUCCUAUUCUGCUCUGCUGAAUCACCUCAAGCUGGAUGAGACAAAUAGUGGUCUUCAGAUUGAACGUCCGGUGAAAAACUGGAACACAACCACAGAGGUUCAGCUGGAAAUUACUCUGGGCGGUAUUUUAGACGUGAAUGAGAAGCUUCAAACUGUGACAAUUCACAUUUAUGUCGAAAUGCAUUGGACUAAUGAAUAUCUGACCUGGAAUUCCUCUGAGUUUUGUGGAAUAAAUCUGCUCACCAUUCCAGUUUCGAUGAUCUGGGUUCCAGAUAUAAUCAUACAGGAGGAUGCCUCUGAUAGUACAAAUUCUCAAGAAGAUCCUCUAGUCAGCGUGUUUCCGAACGGGACGGUCGGUAUAGUCAACCGGCUUCAGCUGACCUACAUCUGCAAGUUCAACCUCUUCAGAUUCCCGUUUGACACCCAAACCUGCAACAUCACAUUUUCAUCCCUGAAUUAUGACGAUUCUCAGUUGAAGCUGGUAAAAUCCACCAACGACUCCAUCCUGACGAAGCUGUCGGGUCUCAACAUGCUGACUGAGGGGGAGUGGAAGCUGGUGAACAUAAAAAGCAUCAGCUACACGUCUCUCGCUCAGAGAAGUGAACUUGUUUACCAGAUCUCCCUGGAGAGGAAGCCGUUUCUUUACGUCGUCAACUUGAUUUUGCCCUUGUUGUUUUUGCUGGUUCUGGAUUUGGCCUCGUUCUUCGUCAGUCAGAGCAGCGGCGAGAAGCUUGGCUUCCAGGUGACGAUACUGCUGUCCGUCUUCGUCCUUCUGCUGAUUCUUAAAGACAUUUUACCGUCCACUGAAGAGUCUCUGCCGCUGAUGGCCAUCUACUGUGUUUCAGUUUUCACCCUGGUGUGGAUCAACGUGUUGGAGACGAUGCUGAUCAGCCCGUUAAAGGAUAUCGCCUGCUGUGUUGGUGAGGAACGCCAACAUGCUGAGGUCGUCAAAGUGAAAGAACAGGAAGCUGAUAACCGAAACGAGUCUGCAGGAGUUUCAGGAACAGAUCAACCAGAGGAGACUAACUCUCCGCUGGAUUUACCUGGUGAUGGACGGCAGCUGAAAUUCAUCAUGGCCAGAACGAAACCCGGCCAAAAAACCCCAGAAACAAAGAAAAAGUCCAAGAGAAUUAGAUGGGUUAAAAUUUUUGACUCUGUGUUCUUCGUCCUCUACUUUGCCACUGUUGUGUUUUCACAGGUUUUUUUAUUUAGUCUUUGGAAAUUUUACGUUUAGAACCAAUUUCUGAAACUUCUCCCAGUGCUUUCAGAAAGUGCACUGUUUUGGUCAAACGUCCCAGGAAGGUUAGUGAACGCGGCACCGUAGAUGCUUCUGUGGUUCUUCUGCGUUUUGUUUUUCCAACGUAAAAUUUGUGUUUGACAGUAAAUUUCUAUCAGUUAAGACAAUAAAACAUUUCUGCUUUUUGCAUGUAUGUUGUUUUUGUAAAUAAACCUGAAUCACCUUGCAGGGUUCCACUGUAUGGUCAAUAAAUACACACUUUAGUGCAAUUCAAGUCUUACUGCACUAGACCAUUCACACAUAAUGUGCUUUACCAAUGAUAAUGAAGCUUAGGAAUACAGAAAAUAACAAUUAAAUUCAUAAAUCAAAUCCCCAGGCCCUUCAUUGCUUUAUAGACCAUCAGAAAUAUUUUAAAAUCCUCCCUUUCACAAAAUAUUU